Onychomys torridus (southern grasshopper mouse) is the source of this 7575-nucleotide messenger RNA. RefSeq names its product mediator complex subunit 14 (gene Med14). Lineage: Eukaryota; Metazoa; Chordata; Mammalia; Rodentia; Cricetidae. The coding region runs from base 683 to 5041 and encodes 1452 amino acids. Gene Ontology annotation, cellular component: mediator complex; core mediator complex. The transcript has 31 exons. The record is from RefSeq and is a predicted model, not a curated record. Gene Ontology annotation, biological process: regulation of transcription by RNA polymerase II. Gene Ontology annotation, molecular function: transcription coregulator activity.
GAGGAGCUCGCCAUAGCGCUGGGGCCCCGAGAGUAGAGACGGGAGAAGGGUGGCUUCUGUGCCACCCUCCUUACAGCCCAUUGCCCGGCUGCGGUGGCCAGGGAGGGGGAAAGGAGCGUCCAGGGACGGCUGACGUUACCGUGACGCGCCCCCUCGGUUGGCGGCGCGGCUUCCGGCGGUCCGCUUCACCACCCCCUUUUCCGCUUUCCCGCCCACGCGCCGCCCCACCCCGCCUUUCACCCACCCCUCCCCCUCCCCUAGCCCCACCCCUCCCCCCGAACACAGCAUAGCGCGGGGAACCGUCAAAGGUUGCCAGUGGAAAGGGCCUCCCGCGGGUUCCCCUUCCGUUCUGCCUGGCGACUUCCGCUCCAGGCCCAGCAACAUGGACGCUGCAGCCCACCGGCGGGGCUGCCGCUGAGCAGGCAGUGAAGCUCGCUCCCUUGAGCGGCGGCCGGCCCGCCUCUCCGCCCUCCCGCUCCGCACUCGCCUCCCUGCGGCCGGCCGGCCCGGCCCUACAUGGGGGCGGGCCUCCGCAACACGGGUUUGGCUUCCUGUUCAGAGGCGGCCUGGCGCUAGGCGGCGGCCACUCUGCCCGCGCCCGCCUCGGUGCGGUCACCGAGCCCGGGAGGAGGCUCCAGGGCCGCAUCUCGGGCGGUUGCGCCAAGCCGGGCUGUGUGCCGCCAUGGCCCCAGUGCAGCUGGAAAACCACCAGCUGAUCCCUCCGGGCGGCGGCGGCAGCGGCAGCGGCUCAGCGUCUGCCCCGGUUCCUCCGCCUCCAGGAGCCGCGGUGGCGGCGGCAGCUGCGGCCGCGGCUAGCCCUGGUUACCGGCUUAGCACGCUCAUCGAAUUUCUCCUACACCGGGCCUACUCGGAGCUCUUGGUGUUGACGGACUUAUUGCCAAGGAAAUCUGAUGUGGAAAGGAAAAUAGAAAUUGUACAGUUUGCUAGCCGGACACGUCAACUCUUCGUUCGAUUAUUAGCUUUAGUAAAAUGGGCUAACGAUGCUGGCAAAGUAGAAAAGUGUGCGAUGAUCUCAAGCUUUUUAGAUCAACAAGCUAUCUUGUUUGUGGACACUGCUGAUCGCUUGGCCUCCUUAGCUAGAGAUGCAUUGGUCCAUGCACGCCUGCCUAGUUUUGCUAUCCCAUAUGCCAUUGAUGUCCUGACUACUGGCUCUUAUCCACGGCUUCCAACCUGCAUCAGGGAUAAAAUUAUUCCUCCAGACCCAAUUACCAAAAUUGAGAAACAAGCCACACUUCAUCAGCUUAAUCAAAUUCUUAGACAUAGGCUUGUAACAACAGAUCUUCCUCCACAGCUAGCAAAUCUUACAGUGGCAAAUGGCCGUGUGAAGUUUCGAGUUGAAGGAGAAUUUGAAGCAACUUUGACAGUAAUGGGUGAUGAUCCAGAAGUUCCAUGGCGCCUUCUCAAACUGGAAAUUCUAGUUGAGGAUAAGGAAACAGGAGAUGGCCGAGCUUUGGUUCAUAGCAUGCAAAUCGACUUUAUCCAUCAGUUGGUGCAGUCUCGGCUCUUUGCUGAUGAGAAACCUCUUCAAGACAUGUACAACUGCCUACAUUGUUUCUGCUUAUCACUUCAAUUAGAAGUGUUACAUUCCCAGACUCUGAUGUUAAUUCGAGAGAGGUGGGGUGACCUUGUCCAGGUGGAAAGGUAUCAUGCUGGAAAGUGCCUCUCCCUCUCAGUUUGGAAUCAGCAGGUUCUAGGGAGAAAAACAGGCACAGCAUCUGUUCACAAAGUCACAAUUAAAAUCGAUGAGAGUGAUGUCUCCAAGCCUUUACAGAUCUUUCACGAUCCUCCUUUGCCAGCCUCGGAUUCUAAAUUAGUAGAAAGAGCUAUGAAGAUUGACCACUUAUCAAUAGAAAAGCUCCUGAUUGACAGUGUUCAUGCAAGAGCCCAUCAGAAGCUGCAGGAACUGAAGGCCAUUCUUAGAAGCUUCAAUGCUAAUGAAAACUCUUCCAUAGAGACUGCACUUCCAGCUCUUAUUGUUCCCAUCUUGGAGCCCUGUGGUAAUUCGGAGUGCCUACACAUUUUUGUAGAUUUGCAUUCUGGAAUGUUCCAAUUGAUGCUUUAUGGACUUGACCAGGCCACUCUGGAGGACAUGGAAAAAUCUGUGAAUGAUGACAUGAAGCGAAUCAUCCCUUGGAUUCAGCAACUUAAGUUUUGGCUUGGACAACAGCGCUGCAAACAAUCUAUAAAACAUCUGCCUACAAUAACCACAGAAACGUUGCAGCUUUCCAACUAUUCAACGCAUCCCAUUGGAAACCUUUCCAAGAAUAAACUCUUUAUUAAACUUACCCGUCUUCCACAGUACUACAUUGUUGUGGAAAUGCUUGAGGUUCCCAAUAAGCCCACACAACUAUCGUACAAGUAUUACUUCAUGUCUGUGAGUACUGCAGAUCGUGAAGACAGCCCUGUCAUGGCACUGCUUCUGCAGCAGUUCAAGGACAACAUCCAGGACUUGAUUUCCUAUACAAAGACUGGGAAACAGGCCAGAACUGGUACCAAGCACAAGUUGUCUGAUGACCCAUGUCCAGUAGAAUGCAAGAAAGCCAAACGAUCAGGAGAAAUGUGUGCCUUCAAUAAAGUUCUAGCUCAUUUUGUUGCUAUGUGUGACACCAACAUGCCAUUUGUAGGACUUCGACUGGAGUUGUCCAACCUGGAGAUCCCACACCAGGGAGUGCAAGUGGAAGGCGAUGGCUUCAGCCAUGCAAUUCGCUUAUUAAAAAUUCCUCCCUGUAAGGGAGUAAAUGAGCAAACUCAAAAGGCCCUGGACCGCUCUCUUCUUGAUUGCACUUUCCGAUUACAAGGUAGAAAUAACCGCACAUGGGUGGCAGAGUUAGUAUUUGCAAAUUGUCCGCUUAAUGGCACUUCCACCAGGGAGCAAGGACCAUCCCGGCAUGUUUAUCUGACAUAUGAAAAUCUGUUAUCUGAACCUGUUGGUGGUAGAAAAGUAGUUGAAAUGUUUCUUAAUGACUGGAGUAGCAUUGCCAGAUUAUAUGAAUGUGUGUUGGAAUUUGCUCGUUCUUUACCAGACAUACCUGCUCAUCUGAAUAUUUUCUCAGAAGUUCGUGUUUAUAAUUAUCGGAAACUUAUCUUGUGUUAUGGAACCACCAAAGGAAGCUCAAUUAGUAUCCAGUGGAAUUCCAUUCAUCAGAAAUUUCAUAUUUCGUUGGGAACAGUUGGCCCAAACUCAGGUUGCAGUAACUGCCACAAUACCAUUCUCCAUCAACUUCAGGAAAUGUUCAACAAAACACCAAAUGUGGUUCAGUUAUUACAGGUGUUAUUUGAUACUCAAGCACCAUUAAAUGCCAUCAACAAACUCCCUACUGUGCCAAUGUUGGGCUUGACUCAGAGAACUAACACUGCCUACCAGUGUUUCUCCAUUCUACCACAAUCGUCCACCCACAUCAGACUGGCCUUCAGGAACAUGUACUGCAUUGACAUAUACUGCCGUAGUCGAGGUGUUGUGGCAAUACGGGAUGGGGCCUAUAGUCUUUUUGAUAACAGCAAGUUAGUUGAAGGCUUUUAUCCUGCACCAGGAUUAAAGACGUUCCUGAACAUGUUUGUUGACAGCAAUCAGGAUGCUCGGAGAAGAUCUGUAAAUGAGGAUGAUAACCCCCCUUCUCCUAUAGGAGGUGAUAUGAUGGACUCUUUAAUAUCACAGCUCCAGCCACCUCAGCAACAGCCAUUUCCAAAGCAGCCAGGAACUUCAGGCGCUUACCCUCUUACUUCACCCCCUGCAUCCUAUCACAACACAGUUAAUCAGUCCCCAUCUAUGAUCCACACACAGUCUCCAGGAAAUCUGCAUGCUGCCAGCUCCCCCAGUGGGGCUUUGAGAGCCCCAUCACCAGCGUCAUUUGUUCCAACUCCUCCCCCAUCCUCGCAUGGAAUCUCAAUAGGACCAGGGGCCAGUUUUGCUAGUCCACAUGGAACCCUUGACCCUAGUUCUCCAUACACUAUGGUGUCACCAAGUGGACGAGCAGGAAACUGGCCUGGGUCUCCUCAAGUGUCUGGACCCUCACCAGCAACCCGUUUGCCUGGAAUGUCACCAGCCAACCCAUCUCUACAUUCUCCUGUCCCAGAUGCUUCUCAUUCCCCUCGAGCUGGCACCAGUUCCCAGACAAUGCCAACCAACAUGCCUCCACCUCGCAAACUACCUCAGCGCUCCUGGGCAGCAUCCAUACCUACCAUCCUCACUCAUAGUGCCUUGAACAUCUUAUUGCUCCCCUCUCCAACACCAGGCCUUGUGCCUGGCCUGGCAGGCAGUUACCUUUGUUCCCCGCUUGAGAGAUUCCUUGGGUCUGUCAUCAUGAGACGACACCUUCAAAGAAUUAUUCAACAGGAAACGUUGCAGCUGAUCAAUUCCAACGAACCUGGUGUAAUCAUGUUCAAGACAGAUGCCCUGAAAUGCAGAGUAGCCCUUAGUCCCAAAACCAACCAGACCCUUCAGCUAAAAGUGACACCUGAAAAUGCAGGACAGUGGAAACCUGAUGAGCUUCAAGUUUUGGAGAAAUUCUUUGAGACAAGAGUUGCAGGACCACCAUUUAAAGCCAACACGCUUAUAGCCUUCACCAAGCUGUUGGGAGCACCAACACACAUCCUCCGUGACUGUGUGCAUAUUAUGAAGUUGGAGCUGUUCCCAGACCAAGCAACACAGCUAAAAUGGAAUGUUCAAUUUUGCCUCACCAUCCCUCCCAGCGCACCACCAAUUGCACCUCCUGGGACACCAGCUGUGGUGCUGAAAUCCAAAAUGCUAUUUUUUCUUCAACUAACUCAGAAAACAUCAGUCCCUCCCCAAGAACCUGUUAGUAUAAUAGUUCCAAUCAUUUAUGACAUGGCUUCAGGUACCACCCAGCAGGCAGACAUUCCCAGACAGCAGAACUCUUCUGUUGCUGCGCCCAUGAUGGUCAGCAACAUUCUGAAGAGGUUUGCAGAGAUGAACCCACCACGACAAGGUGAAUGCACAAUAUUUGCAGCUGUUCGUGAUUUAAUGGCUAAUCUUACACUGCCCCCUGGUGGGCGUCCAUAGACACUAUUGUUUUUAAACCAGGAAGGCUGACAAAUGAAAAAACAACACACACACAAAAAGGCUGAAUUCAGCCAUCAGUUUUAAAAAGGAAAAAGACUUUUUUUUUUUUUUUUUUAACCUUAAGAGCUAAAUAUUCUAAACUGGCAAAACUUUUCAGGGUGCACUUCUUUCAUCAAAAAGACCAUCAAUCUUUUGUAUAGUGAACUUGUAUAGUGUGUUUUAAUGCGACACAUUUCAAACUAGGUAACAGAUCAGUGUCCGCUUGCCAGUAAUAGAUUUAAUAUUCUGUUUUAUACUAUAAAGUAAUGAAAAUGCCAAACUUGUUUAUUUAAUUGUUUUCUUAUGUUUUGGAUGUAAUGGUCUUUUUUGAUUUUUUUUUUUUUUUAAAGGCAGGUCUGUCAUUUUUGAAUACUGUAAAACUGUGACAAACUUUAUAUUGAAGCUGUAUUUUACUAUGACCGCUCUGAAUCCUUACACAGAAAUGUUUUGGGAGCUGUUAAACACAUCCCAAAGAAGCAAUAUUUAAUAAAACUAGGAUAUAAAAGUGACACUCAUCUGUGUGUGUAUAAGCUCUCUAGAGUUAUUAGAGCCUCCCUUCAUCUUCACCCUGGUGGGGCCAGUCAGUUUUUAAUUACGUAUGUCUGAAAUUUGACCAAAAACAUUUUUGUUUUAAGGUUAAUGUAGUUUCUUCAGACAUUCCUAACAUGACUGGUGAUAGCAUUUAGCACCUCGGUUGUUUUUUCAGUAUAGGAUUUGUGUAAAAUAAAAGAACUCUGUCUUUGAAAAGAGACAGUAAGUGAUUUAUAGUGAUCGAGGAUCCCAAAUAAUGCAAUUAUUCUCAUGUGUGAGGAAAUGGGAACCUUUUUGCUAGGAAAAUGUCAUUUAAAGGAUACUUCUGCACACAGCAUUAACUAGGAAGCAAAGAACUUGAAUGCUCUAGUUUGCAUGAAGUUUUGGUGACAUUUCUUUAUCUUAUUUAACUUCUUAUUUUCCCCAGCACAAUUGGGGUUGUUCUAAACAAUCUCAAUUUAAUUCAUUGUCAGUAAAACAAUAGGAUGUUUUGCUGGACACAACCAGGUCCAGUCAUUUGAAAAGUCCACAGUGCAGGGCCUAUGUAGGGUCCAGUGGAGUUUCUGGCACUGGCACCUCUCAAUAGGAUUUCUUUCUAGAGUACUGGACUGUCUCUUGCAGCCAGUCAGAGUCUUUUUAAGCUUCGAUGAAUAUGAUCUAAUUCAAAUGUCUUCUGAUGACUUGAUGUGAUUUGGAGCAGUUUUUGUUGUUGUUUUAUGUUUUUUUUAAAUGAUAAUAUCAUGCUGAGUUAUUUAGUCAAUGUAAUAUGGUCCUCGAUGAAAUUUUAGAUGUUUGUCUGAUUCCAUUUUAAGAUGAUUAUUUGAGCUUCUAUAACUAUAACCACCAGAUCCUAGUUUUAAGCAUCUCACUGCAACUGUAUCAUAUGUUCUCAACUUUGCUUGAAUCUCCAUUUCCAGUCAGAGUUGAGGGCUUCUGUCUUCUGUCUCAUUUCUGCCUUCGUCUCCUGCUUCUCACCCAACUCUGCCGCUAUUCCAGAGUAGGUGACUAAACUUCUGUUCUUCUUUAACCUAACCCUUUUCUCCUUCUGUUUCCAGUUCUCUUCACAGUGGUAAUCACAUGGGUUUGGCAAUCUAUGAUGUCUUGAUCAGGAGUCAGCCCUUUUCUAUUAGGAGCUGAAUCCUAUCUUUCAUGUAGAAAUCUACAUGUAUAUACAAGAAAUGUAUUUUUAUCUGCAGGAUGAUAUUGUUUCAAAUAAUUUUAUUAAUAGAAUUAACUUUUCAGGUAUUUUCUCUUUUAAGUGUGGUUUUGAAAUGUUAAUAAUUGCAUUUUUAUACAUGAUGCAUUCAAUGGCUACUUUUUCCUAAUUAUAACUCACCUUUGAAUGCAUUGUGUAAAUCAAGUAAGAGAGGAUUCAAUGAACAGAAUUUGAUUUUGAUGCUUAUUAAGAGUAAACCAAUGAAUUUGAAUUUUGAUAUCAUGCUUGGUACUUGGAAUUGGUAUAUACUUUAUUAAAGCUUGGAAAUACUUAGCAUUUGAAUCGUAACUUUCAUCACAAACCAUGUCUUUUGCCUCUUUUGUUAACCAGGUUCAAUCAAAGAAACUGGAUGCCAUAGUGAUUUUUCUCUAGUAGGUGGUUUGGAACUUGAUUUUAAGGUGUUUUCAAUGUGAUUUUAGUAUUUACAGUAAUAAAUAAAAUUUAUACAAGUUUCAGAGAACUACCAACUCUCUAGUUAAUUUUGGUGAAGACGUUUGGGUUGUAGUCUUGGUUUAGUAUUAGUUUAACCCUGAAAAAAGACAUUGGUCCUGAGUCACCUUUUCCAUUUUAUAUCUGCAGAGAUGUCAUUUCGAAAUGUAUAGAAGGACUAUCAGGGUUAGGAGGAAAGUGAGAACUUCAUCCGUGUAUGGCCAGUUAUUUAUAGCAGGAACUGAACCUUGUUUGAAGAUUAGCUGAGUUAAGGGGAGGAAUAAAAUUUUACUUGCCAUGUUUCUUUUUUUUCCUCCAA